Quercus lobata is the source of this 3130-nucleotide messenger RNA. Its product is annotated as kinase with adenine nucleotide alpha hydrolases-like domain-containing protein. Gene Ontology annotation, molecular function: protein kinase activity; ATP binding. NCBI's taxonomy places the organism in Eukaryota, Viridiplantae, Streptophyta, Magnoliopsida, Fagales, Fagaceae. The record is from RefSeq and is a predicted model, not a curated record. Gene Ontology annotation, biological process: protein phosphorylation. The transcript has 10 exons. The coding region runs from base 306 to 2672 and encodes 788 amino acids.
GAUAAAGUCCUGUCUCUCUUGGUUUCUACUAGAGAGAUAGAGAGAGAGACAAAGGAGAUCCGUAAAAAAAGAACCCAUUUUGUUACUGUCCAGGAAGAAGGAAUAAAAAAAUUCCUGGUUUUUUUUAGAGACACAAAACAUAUAAAUAAAUAAAUAAAUAAAUCCCAUUAGAUUCUAGUUGAAGGGAAAAAGUUGACCAAGAAAAGGGUAUUGGAUUUUCACAUACCAAGACAAUUACAUUGAAUUUGCCUUGUGGGUAUUGUUGUUCUUUUGAUUUUGGCAAAGGGUUUUGAAAAAGAGAGAAAAUGUGGUUGGCAAGAAGUCAUGCAGAUAGAAGAGGAGGAGGAAAUGGGUUGGUGGCAGUGGCAAUAGACAGAGACAAAGGUAGCCAAAAUGCACUCAAAUGGUCUAUUGAUCAUUUGGUCUUGAAGGGCCAGACCCUUAUUCUCCUCCAUGUCAAGCUCAAACCUGCAUUGCUUUCCUCCUCAGCAUCUCUUUCUUCCCAAAGGCUACCCCGUUUGACAGGUAUUGUUGAUGUAAAUUCACUGAUAUGCAAAGAUCCUGAUCAACGCACAAGAGAAAUGUUCCUUCCUUUUCGAUGUUUUUGCACACGUAAAGAUAUAAAUUGCAAAGAUAUUGUACUAGAAGACACAGAUGUAGCCAAAGCAUUAAUUGAAUAUGUAAAUCACACGGGGAUUGAGAAUUUGGUUGUUGGUGCCUCAACAAAAACUGGCUUUCUCAGAUUCAAGGCAACAGAUAUUCCAGGCUCAGUAGCAAAGGGAGCACCAGAUUUUUGUAGCGUAUAUGUGAUAUCCAAAGGAAAAAUUCAGUCCAUGCGAUCUGCCUCGCGUCCUGCACCACCAUCCUCACCUUUUCGUAGCCACCUUAUUAACCAAUCUAGCAUCAAAUCAGAUGCAUGGGAUCCAAAUCUCCAUCAGUCUACUACUCCUAAGAAAGGAACAGAAAAGCCACCAGUUGAUUUAUUUCAUAGAAUGCAAGAUGAUACAGAUAUCAUGAGGUCACCAUUCUCUAGAAAAGGCUAUGAUGGAAAAUCAUAUGGGGAACUCACUCUGCCUGAUUCUGACAUAUCCUUUGUUAGCUCCGCGAGGCCCAGCAUUGACCAGAUGUUCACUGUAUACGACAAUUUAGAUAUAGGCAGCACCCCCUCACGGAUGUCACUCACCUCCACAGAGGUAGACAUGAAAGAAAACUUUGAUAUAAUGCAGAUAGGACGGAAGUCACUGGAAAUCGGUUCUCCACCACCUGAAUUUUCAAAUCUCUCACAGGAAAAUGAUAGGCUAUCAAACUCAGCGCAAACAGCGGAAGACGUGGAGACUGAAAUGAGGAGGCUAAAACUAGAACUCAAGCAAACAAUGGAAAUGUACAGUACUGCCUGCAAAGAAGCACUAACAGCAAAACAAAAGGCAGUAGAGCUGCAGCGCUGGAAAUUAGAAGAAGAGCGAAGACUGCAAGAGGCACGAUUGGCUGAGGAAGCUGCAUUGGCGCUUGCAGAAAAGGAGAAGGCCAAGUCUAGGGCCGCCAUUGAGGCUGCUGAAGCAGCCAAGAGGAUAGCAGAGCUAGAAGGACAAAAAAGAAUUAAUGCAGAAAUGAAAGUAUUGCAAGAAUCAGAGGAGAAGAGAAAGGUACUUGAUGCUCUAGCACAAUCAGACAUAAGGUAUAGGAGGUACUCAAUUGAGGAGAUUGAAGCUGCCACUGACUUCUUCACAGAAUCCCGCAAGAUUGGAGAAGGGGGUUAUGGACCUGUAUAUAAGUGUUAUCUGGACCAUACACCUGUUGCAAUUAAGGUUCUUCGUCCGGAUGCAGCUCAUGGAAGGUCACAGUUUCUGCAAGAGGUUGAGGUAUUGAGCUGCAUACGGCAUCCAAACAUGGUUCUCCUCCUAGGAGCCUGCCCAGAGUAUGGCUGCUUGGUCUAUGAGUUCAUGGCUAAUGGGAGCUUGGAUGACCGUCUCUUCUGUCGGGGUGGCUCUCCACCCCUUUCUUGGCAACUUAGGUUUAGAAUUGCAGCCGAAAUAGGUACUGGCUUGCUAUUCCUACACCAGUCCAAACCAGAGCCACUUGUGCACCGUGACCUGAAACCAGGUAACAUCUUGCUUGACCGCAACUUUGUCAGCAAAAUUAGUGACGUUGGCUUGGCCAGGCUAGUACCCCCAUCUUUGGCUGACACCGUGACACAGUAUCGGAUGACAUCCACAGCUGGCACAUUCUGCUAUAUAGACCCAGAGUAUCAGCAAACAGGAAUGCUUGGAGUAAAGUCUGAUAUAUAUUCCAUUGGCAUCAUGUUUCUACAACUAAUAACAGCUAAACCACCAAUGGGCUUGACUCACCAUGUUGAAAGGGCUAUUGAAAAGGGAACUCUUACUCAGUUGCUAGAUCCAGCUGUGACUGAUUGGCCAGUUGAAGAGACCUUGUGCUUUGCUAAGCUGGCACUCAAAUGUUCGGAGUUAAGGCGGAAAGACAGACCUGAUCUUGGCAAAGAUAUCUUGCCAGAACUCAAUAGAUUGAGAGCAAUUGCUGAAGAAACUAUGCACCCCACCUUGAUGUUUAGCAGCCCGAGCCUCUCACCUGCCCACAGCCAAGUUUCCUUGCAGCUAGACGAGGAUCUUCCACAUGAACAUUCUGAUCUGAGCUCCAAAUAUUCAAGCACUCUAUAACGGGGGAAAUGUAAAUUUUGUAGAUAAUAAUUGAUGUCCAUAUCAUCUUUAACUCUUAAAGCAAUGUUAGCAAACUGCAUCAUCUCAACUUGCAUGUUGUCAACCCCCACAGAAUGUAUAUUAGUGUAGCCACAACCUCUUUGAGUUAUCCAUUGUUGUUGUCUUCAUUAAGAAAUCGGAAAGGUUCUGCAGAGAGGCAACCGCAAAAACAGAAGUUUCUAGUUCCAAAAUUAGGCAUCAAACAGGCAACAAGAUCCAUUAAAUGCAGGUUCCCCAUCUGGCACUAAUGUUGUCUUGUAAAUUUACGUCCAUUUCAUGAGCUGGUAGUUAUUAAGGUUGUUUGUGAAAUUUUAAAAUUUCCAGGCUGAGGAUUGUCUUACUAGGUCUUUUUUUUAUAGUUUUUUUUUUUUUUUUCAAAAGGUAUAUAUCCUGUUUUAGAAUUCAAACUUCAAUGUACU